GAGCAUUCUCCCCCUGGCGGCGGGCGGGAAGAGCGCCUGAGGCGAGGCCACGCCUCUCCACAAGACGCCGCUAUGCGCAUGCGCAGCCGCCGCACUACCACAGCCACCCCGGCAGCGGAGGCACCUUCGCGCACACCUCGCGGCUGCCAUGGGCGAAGCGACGCGGCCCCAGCGCCCCGGGAUCGGCGUAGGGGUGGUGGUCACCAGCCCCGCGCACCCCAACUGCGUCCUGCUGGGCAAGAGGAAAGGCUCGAUGGGAGCCGGCACGUACCAGCUCCCCGGAGGCCACCUAGAGUUCGGGGAGAGCCUGGCGGAGUGCGCCGCCAGAGAGACGCUGGAGGAGGCGGCGCUGCGCCUGCGCAACGUGCGCUUCGCUUCCGCUGUCAACGCCGUGUGCGCCGCCGCGCACUACCAUUACGUCACCGUCCUCAUGAAGGGCGAAGCCGAGCCGGGGGAGGAGCCGCGCAACUGCGAGCCCGACAAGAACGAGGGUUGGGAGUGGGUUAAAUGGGAUGAGUUUCCACCAGCAGAGCACCUCUUCUGGGGCCUGCGGUGCCUGAGGGAACAAGGUUACAACCCUUUUACAGAAGACCUGGAUCACCUGAAGGGGUACACGGGGAGCCAUCAGCUGGCAUGAAGCCUGGUGGUGUGACAGCCCAAAGGACCGACCUGCUUCUGUGGUGCAGAAGUCAAAAGGACGUUUCGUGUUAGCUUUGCCCAGGUCUGAACUGCAGUUAUCAACAUGUCACAUGCUGCAGUGCUUUCACCUGAGUUGUCGUGCAUCCAGGAGGUACACAAGGCUGCCUUCCAAGCAACUGCAAACAUCUUCCGUAGCUGUUAAUGAUUAAUGUUUUCCUUUAGGCAUACUGUUUUAUCUGGGGAAUCUUUAUACAGAUGAGAUGCCCUGUGGAAGUAAAUGAGAAGCUCACUUCAAGUUUACACUUGAAACAGCUGUAACAGCAUGCCCAAGGGAAAAUGAUUUGUUUAAGCAACGGUCCUGGUUUCUUCAUAAAGCUGUUUUGUAUAUCAUGCUGUUUUCCUGCAGGUAUACAUCUAACCUGGUCUAGUGUUAAAUGUGGAGGUCAGCAGCCCUACCUGCAGCAGGGGGGUUGGAUCUUGAUGAUCUCUGAGCUCCCUUCCAAGCCAAGCCGUUCUACAAUUCUAUGAUUUUGGACCAAUCUUUAAAUUUAGCCUUGUUUCAUAGCUCCAGUUGAGAUGCUUUCAGCAUUUCUAUGAAACAAAAGUCCAGUUUUCCACAGAAUGUCAUGUUCUCCUACGUUAUACUUGGAAAUCAGUAUUACAAACAUUAAAAGAUUGUUGCAGAGAAUGAAAAUUCUCUGACCCUUUUUGCCACCCCCUUUUCACCUACCUUCUGUUUGCAGUAGAACUUGUUUACAGAAGAACUUCAGAUCUCAGUUAAUUAUCAUUUCUGACCAUGUUAUUGAACCCUAAGAGGUUAAUGUCAAAGCACCUACAGUCCUCUGCUGGGUUGACAGAACUAACACAGUGAAGAAAGACUCAUUUAUAGGUGUGUAGCUCUAUGUCAGGCAGCUGCACUUGCUGGCUUAGGAAGGCUGUCAGUAUUAAACAGCACAGAUAGGUGUUCAUCCUUUACAGCUACUAUGACUUGAUUAACAUCUUAAUUUUCUGCAUGGGGUGACCCAAUAAUUGAAUUGGUAGCAAAUGAGAUCAUAGAACAUAUAUACAAAAAUGAUGGAUUUGUCAUUUUUAUAGUAACUGUAACCAAAGUUGGCUCUUCUCAGGCUGUAGAUAUUAACCAUAAACCAGGCUGGAUUUCAACCAUUAAUUUUUGGAUAGGGACGGAUUGUGACUUAAAAAAAAAAAUCACAUAACUGCCUUAUUUUUUUUUUCUCUCCAGGGUUAUUUUAAAAUACAUUUGUUUGUUUUGUUUAACUAUACCCAUUGUAGAAAAUUAUCUGAGAUGUGUUUAUUUUCUUUAAAUAAAAGCAGCACAAUAGUGGAAGAUCAA
Messenger RNA from Meleagris gallopavo (turkey), 1990 nucleotides. It is a transcript of the gene NUDT15, whose product is annotated as nudix hydrolase 15. Gene Ontology annotation, cellular component: cytosol. Gene Ontology annotation, biological process: dGTP catabolic process. The record is from RefSeq and is a predicted model, not a curated record. NCBI's taxonomy places the organism in Eukaryota, Metazoa, Chordata, Aves, Galliformes, Phasianidae. Gene Ontology annotation, molecular function: 8-oxo-7,8-dihydrodeoxyguanosine triphosphate pyrophosphatase activity.